Ceraceosorus bombacis is the source of this 645-nucleotide messenger RNA. NCBI's taxonomy places the organism in Eukaryota, Fungi, Basidiomycota, Exobasidiomycetes, Ceraceosorales, Ceraceosoraceae. The record is from the annotation of a GenBank genome assembly.
AUGGAUAUGCACGAGAGCCCCGCAGAAGGAUCCGGCUCCAACACUUUGCUCGACUCGCUCGCCGAAGGUGCGCCAGGAGGAGCAGCUAUUCCAGCCAAGAAGUCUCGCGGCCAAGAUGGGACGGGACGCAGUACGAGUUUGACACCGGAGAGUACCGAGGAGGAUUUGGCGCAAGAUGAACGAGCCGCUAAUCAGAAUGAUCGUCAGUAUCAAAAUGCCGACGGGUCGAGUCAGCUGGAACUCAUUGAUGUGGACGAGAAAGGGCAUACAGGCGAGAGGGAUCAACUGGACUUUGAAGAGGAUGAGAAUGAGGAUGAGGGUCAUUUCGCCCAGAAUGAAUCGCAUGGAAUGGACAAAUUUGCGAGCAAGAGCAGACAGCAGGAUCUUCGUAAGGGUGGAUUCCAGCAAAAGGUGAGCUGCAGCCGUUCGUCAUCGCAAGGACUGCCUCGAAGGGGUACUCAACACGUGUAGCAUACACGCACUCUUGCUGCACAGUAUCUGGAUGAGGAGAUUCGUCAGCGAUACUUGAAAGGUGCGUGGAGCCCUUGCAUGCUGUGAUCGACCCGUGCGCUGGACGGCUCUUACACUUCCAGUCCAUCGUUCCCAGAGAUCGGAGACGUCUUUGCACCUGCCGCAAGCACCUAG